Girardinichthys multiradiatus is the source of this 4972-nucleotide messenger RNA. Its product is annotated as calpain-15-like. Gene Ontology annotation, biological process: proteolysis. Gene Ontology annotation, cellular component: cytoplasm. The record is from RefSeq and is a predicted model, not a curated record. Bases 1586 to 4603 code for a protein of 1005 amino acids. NCBI's taxonomy places the organism in Eukaryota, Metazoa, Chordata, Actinopteri, Cyprinodontiformes, Goodeidae. Gene Ontology annotation, molecular function: calcium-dependent cysteine-type endopeptidase activity. The transcript has 13 exons.
CCCAUUAAGGUGAAGGAAGCUUUUCUUUUCUACAUCAUCUAGAAGUCUCUCCUGAAACCAGAAACCUGAUGGAAGAAAAUCCUGAAAAACAACUGAAUGACCAGCAACUGGACUGUUUGUUACCAGCAGGAACCAGAAUCUCUGAAGCAGGCCGAGGAUAACCCACGUUGGCAGAAACAGGAUUUGAACUGCAACUAUGUGUUUUUUCUAGGAAGCCAUGGCAUGUACUGCAGAAGAUGAAGUUAACUAUCAGAUGAUGCAUCUCUCAGGGCUUUGCUGGAUUUUUACCAUCCUGUUCCUGUUGAUAGUUUUUAGGCUCCUCAAGUUAAUUUAAAAGAAAAUGACAAUAUUAAUAACAGUCUUGAAUUUUGACUAGUUUCUGAACUAAAGGAGGAUGAAGGAGAAGUGAUUUACCUUAAUUUACCUUAUCUAAGCUGCACUUCAGCUAAUCUGAAGCUAGUAUUAUUUGAAGCAAAGGGUUAGCUUGUUUUACUUUGUUUAUCUUAGCUCACCUCAUGUUGUUGGUUUGUGCCAUGGUGCGUUUCCAAUGCAAUGCAGGAACCAGAACUAAAUCAGACACAAGCAGUCAGUAAUCCACCCUGAAAGUGGCCCAAAAGGGAGGCAGGACUUUUUGGAAGGAACCUGAACAACAGGUGGAGCUUCCUGGUGGGAGGAGCCUAAACAUUUCUGACGGGCUGAAUAUCCCCAUCGUUUUAUUCAGUCAUAUUCUGUUCUCCAAGUCAUAUUUUCUCUUUAGUUCUGUGCUUCUGUUGGCAAACAUUAAGACCCAGAAACCCAGUCUGGACAGCUCAGCGUUUUACAGUUUGCAUUCAAAUACAAGUAGAAAUAUUGAACUGAAGGGGGCGCUGGCUUCUACUUUGCAGAGAUCCACUCUGAUCCAGGCCUUUUUAAGAGAUUUUAACAGUAAACAUCUAUUCAACCUUUAUGUUCUGAAACACGGAUUAAAGCUGUCACAACAGGCUGCGGGGUUCUGUCACAAGUUAGGGUCACACCUUGGAGUAUUACAAAGUUCCAGUGAGCUAGAAGUUAGUUUAUGUGGUUUUAGAGAACAUUUAAAGUCCACUCUACCCAAACAUUUCCACGCAGUUUGGAGUGAGUCUGUAGUUUUGAAACCAUAACCACCGUGAAACGGUCUCAGUUUGUAUUAGUCUGAUUUCAUUGUUUUUAAUUAUAUUCUUGACUCAGCUGUUGGUGGAGAUUACUCCAACCACAGAUGGACCUGCUCAGCUUUAGGAGACAUCAUCUACAUAAAUAGCCUGAGUUUCAGAUCUUACAAUGGAAACACACAAAUAACUUAUCUUGGCAUUAAUGUACGCACCAGUCUGACCUUUAGGCCUUUAGACACUUUUGUUCUUCUUUUGUCCUCCACUUGUUGGAUUAGUCCAAAGAUGUAGGAAAACAUUCUGAGAUGGUACCAUUUUUCUAGUUGAACUUGGUUAAAACUGAAGGAAAGGCAGUGAUGGAGAAGGAAGACCUUGAGAAACCUGGAUAACUACUGAUCAAAACUACUUUAAAGAAUGCAGGGAAGUCUUGAAAGGGCCACUCCAGGUGAACCAGGAGCAUCAUGGGAGCCUCCUCCUCUUCCUCUCUGGUUGAGGAUGCUGAUGGCGACGCUACACCCCGAGGAGCAGCUCUCCUUCCGUCCCCCAUCAUGGGAUGUCUGAGGAGCAGCCAAAGCAGCUUCAUCCCACGGCAGCUUCCCAGAGCAGGCCGGCACAGAGAGCGCAGUUUCUCCUCUGGUUCGGUGCCUAUGCAGAAGACCAAGUGGGCCUGUGGCUGCUGUACUUUCCUCAAUUCAGCUAGUGCCCCCCGCUGUUCCAUCUGUGAAGCUCCUCGGCGAGGAUCUGACACCCGCUGCUUGUGGCCCGGGACUGACAGAGGGGGUGCUGGGUGGUCCUGUCCUCGCUGCACGCUGACCAACUCUCCCAGCAGACUGGCCUGCUCUCUGUGUGGUUACAGUGGGCCUUUGAAUCUGGCUCAGGACUCAACCGGACCCCAGCUCCGACCACAGCGCUCCAGCAGCUGCUCUGGACCCUUGAGGUCUUCAUCAACCGAGCAAAGCUGGAAACUGUCAGGAGGAGCAGGUGAAAGCAGCCAGUCCUGGGAUUGUUUGAGGUGCACUCUGCAGAACACGCCUGCCUCUGUGUCCUGCUCUGCCUGUGGUGGACCACGAAAGCUGUCUCUGCCUCAGAUCCCAGCUGAGGCGCUGGUAGUGCCUGAAUUGUGCCAGGACGCAGCAGCACAACAGCCUGAAGCUGCAGCAGGGUUGGUUUCUCUCUCCAUUUCAACCCAAGGGGAGAGGUUAGCGGUGGAAGCUUCACAUUCGAACCCAGACUCUGCAGCACUCAAUCCAGGGCACAGUAAUCCACUUCCCUGUAGCCGCAGAGAGGUGCCGCCUCCAGAUGUUCACCUCCAUCAGACACAGAACCCGUUAUCCUCUCCUUCAACCCUCAACGUUCCACAUCUUCCCUCCCAGUCCGAGCUGCUGAUCAGCAGGAGGCUCAGUGUUCUGAAGGAGGAAAUGUCCCCGCUGUCUCCUGCAUCGGUCGCCGCGUUUCCAGCUGUCACUUUCCAUCACUCCAACACUGAGGAGUGGUCGUGUUGCAUGUGCACGCUCAAUAACCAGGUGAAAGCCAAGCAGUGCCAGGCCUGUCGCACUCCACAGCCACACGCCGCUCAUCAGAAGACAGCAACAACGUUGCAGAGGAGGAAGGAGAGCAUCCUGGUGGAAGAGCUACGGCAGAGCGAUGAAGAAGAGGCCAGAGAGCAGUGGGAGAACGUGGUCAGCUUCUGCAGAGAGAACUCGGUCACAUUUGUGGAUGACGGCUUCCCUCCUGGUCCGAAGUCUUUGGGCUUCCCGAUGGACGACAGCGUCCAGAAGCGGGUCAGGAAGUGGCUCCGCCCCCAUGAGAUCUGCUGCAAUAACGUCAGAGAUAGGGGGGUUAAGUGGUCGGUUUUCCGAACGCUGCGGCCGUCGGACAUCUUGCAAGGACUUCUGGGAAACUGCUGGUUCCUGAGCGCCCUGACGGUUCUGGCUGAACGUCCUGACCUGGUAGAGAAGGUGAUGGUGACCCGAUCAAUGUGUCCCGAGGGAGCCUACCAGGUUCGCCUCUGCAAGAACGGGUCGUGGACCAUGGUGUUGGUGGACGACAUGCUGCCGUGCGACGAGAAUGGACACCUGCUCUUCUCUCAGGCUCAGAGGAAGCAGCUCUGGGUCGCUCUGAUUGAGAAAGCUCUGGCAAAGCUCCACGGAUCUUACUUUGCUCUGCAGGCGGGCCGAGCCAUCGAGGGACUGUCCACCCUGACAGGCGCCCCCUGCGAGUCGCUGGCCCUCCAGGUCAGCACCACCAACCCAAAGGAAGAGCUCAUCGAUACAGACCUCAUCUGGGCCAAAAUGCUAAGCUCUAAAGAGGCGGGAUUCCUGAUGGGAGCGUCCUGCGGAGGAGGGAACAUGAAGGUGGACGACCUGGAGUACGAGUCCUUGGGUUUACGUCCUCGACACGCCUACUCUGUCCUGGAUGUGAGGGACGUGGACGGCCACAGACUGGUACAGAUCAGGAACCCGUGGGGCCGGUUCUCUUGGACCGGAGCAUGGGCGGAUGACUGGCCAAAGUGGCCUCCACACCUGAAGAGGGAGCUGUGUGCACAGCGAGCGCAGAACGGCCUCUUCUGGAUGGACUUCUGGGAUUUCAUCAGGUACUUUGACUCUGUGGAUAUCUGUAAGAUUCACCCCGACUGGCAGGAGGUCCGUAUUCCAGGAGUUUUCCCCCCAGGAUCCGACGUUCCCGUGACGGUGGUGUCGAUGACGGUUCUGGAGAGAACGGCUGUGGAGAUGGUUCUGUUCCAGCGGGGCAGUAGGCGCUGGGACAUAGCAGAAAGCCACCUGUUGGACUUGUGUGUGCUUCUGUUCCGGGUCGCCUACGACAGCUCCGGGUCGCUGACCCUAGGCCGACUGCUGGCCCACAGCCGCCGCUCCGUCAGGAGGUUUGUCGGCUGCGACGUCAUGCUGGAACCGGGCGAGUACGCCGUGUGCUGCUGCGCCUUCAACCACUGGAACAGCUCAGCUGCGGAAGAUGCAGUGGUUUCCGGUGGACCCGAAGCAGCGGGCUACAUCCUGGCGGUCUACAGCUCCAGACAGGUGAUGGUGGAGCAGGUAACGGCCGCCAGUGCCACCAUCGCUGACGCCAUCAUCCAGCUGGCUGAGACCAAAGGAGAGCGACAUGAGGGUCGGGAGGGGAUGACCUGCUACUACCUGACGCACGGGUGGGCGGGGCUUAUUGUCAUGGUGGAAAACCGACACCCAAGGCAUCACCUGCACGUGUCCUGCGACUGCAGCGACAGCUUCAACGUGGUGUCGACGCGCAGCAGCCUGAAGACUGUCGACAGCGUUCCUCCUCUGCACAGACAGGUGCUGGUGGUUCUGUCCCAGCUGGAGGGAAACGCUGGAUUCUCCAUCACACACAGACUGGCCCACCGGAAGGCUGUCCAGGCAUCUCUGGGGAACUGGAGUCCCUCCAAGGCAGCCCACAGUCCGGCUCUGAGUCCAGAGACGGCGGGUCUGCACCGGCCGAGACCGCUCUGAGAACCUGUUAAAGGAACCGGGUUCUGGUAGAACACAGGGUUAGUAUGGUUUUAGGUACUGGGCGUGUUUAGGAACCCAGAUAUUUCUCAGAGUCAGAGCUGCUCAGAACCUGAGUUUAAAUCUGGAAACAGAAGAAUUAUUUAGCUUGGAUGAUGAAGAUUUAAAAGCAGAACUUUCUGUAUCCCACAAAAAUGUGAAACAUCUGAAGAUCCAGAACAAAUGUCUGGUUUCCUCUCAGGACUGCAUGACUGUAAAUGUGAAUUCACCCAUGAAUGAUUUAUUGUUCCUUUUCUAAGCAUCAGAAAUAUUUAGGGCUUGCUAUUUCAUAUAUAUUAUAUAGAAAAAUAAUCAUUUAAAUAUUAAAACAAC